Molecule: messenger RNA, 607 nt
Organism: Micropterus dolomieu (smallmouth bass)
Lineage: Eukaryota; Metazoa; Chordata; Actinopteri; Centrarchiformes; Centrarchidae
Product: galactose-specific lectin nattectin-like
Exons: 7
Coding region: 1-558 (185 amino acids)
Molecular function (GO): signaling receptor activity
Source: RefSeq, a predicted model, not a curated record
AUGGCCUCAGGUCUUCAUUUCAUUGGGCUCCUCUGUUUGACCAGUGGGCUGUGGAUUGGAGAAAAAAUGGUCUCAGAUCUUCAUUUCAUUGGGCUCCUCUGUUUGACCAGUGGGCUGUGGAUUGGCGCAAAUGCGCAAAGUCUUAAAGGUCCUGGCUCUGGGACCUGCCCUUCUGGUUGGACUACUUCUGGCCGUCGCUGUUUCCUGUUCCAGUUGAGUGAAAAGGACUGGGCUGAUGCAGAGUACUUCUGCACUUCUCUUGGUGGAAAUCUGGCCUCUCUUCAAACUCCUGACGAUUACGCCUUCAUCAGAGAUCUGAUUUUAAGAGCGACUAACUCACAAAAAGCAAGUUGGGUUGGAGGCUAUGAUGAAGUGAAGAAUGGUGUGUGGCUCUGGAGUGAUGGUUCAAAGUUUGUCUUCAAUAACUGGGGUAAAGGAGAGCCCAACAACAGUGGUGGAGGGGAAGGUUGUAUGGAGAUGAACUUUAGAGGACAAGAUUAUGUCAACGAUGAAAAGUGUAAUCAGAGGAGAUCUUUCGUUUGCGCCAGGAACCAAUAACAAUUCCUGCCAUGUGCUGACAUGCCGACACAUCUGCCAUGAGGGUGUC